GAGCAACAGAGAUGAGAGAAUCGUAUGUUGCAGUGUCUCAGUUGCAUUCUGCUUCUAACAUGUCAAAAUACUAGGCUACAUAAUAUGAAAACAAUAAUUUAUUUGUGAAUUUUUCUCAGUUAUUGGUUUAUUUGUAUGUGAUUGUUUAUCCAGUGUUUAAUUCGUAAAAUUUACUGUAAUGAUGCAAAUGAAGUGAUAAAUUACAACCUGUCAAAGGAAAAUAAUGCGCCAUGAUUACAGUACGAACUCUUGUUGCUUGAGUUCGAAAGUUUCAUAUUUACUAAAAUUAUUAGACUUUGUAGAAAACAUUUCAACAGUUAUCAAAUUCAAUGUUGGCUUUGGAACUAAGUUAUCAUUCAAUUUCAAUUGUUUGCUCGUAGAAGCGUUUCAAACAGGUGUCAGGAGGAAGGAGUUACUGAAAGAAAAUGUAAAUCAUCACAAAGAUCGUAAUCGUAAAAAAAAAAUUACAACAAAGGUGCCAAGAAUGUCAUCUGAAUCUAGAAGUGGAGAGUUUCCCAAUAACAACCAACCGGAUGUGAUUGGUAAACCUCUUUAUGAAUCGAAUUGUGAUGCCAAUAAACUCGGGUACUAUCAGCCGACAAAAAGUGAGAACAAGUGUGAUAGUGACUAUGUGAGAAAUGUGAGUGCAAAUGGCAAUGUGACCGUUGGCCGGGUGGCCCCUCCCCCUCUGGCAACGCCAAUCAAUAGGGUGCCUCAAACUUUAAAGAAUAGUUUUAGUUCAGAAACAAUUAUGAGCAAUAAUAGUGCACUUACAAGUAGCCAUGUAAAUGUCAAAGAAAUGUGUAUGGACGUCGAGCUUGCCAGUAACAAGCCAAGGCCAGAUUCAUGUGUUGAUAAAUGUAAGGAUUCAAGUACAAAACCAACGAAUGCCAGUGAUGACAAAUCUCAUCAUAAAACAGAUCCUGGAUCCCAUUCCAGAGAGACAGGCAAAUCCAACAAAGAAGCUGAUAUUCGUUCAAAAUCCCAAAACUCGCAUUCAUCUAUUUCUUCACAAAGUAAUUGCAAGACGCCAUAUUCUGUCCCAUCUACUACAAAUGGUAAUGUCCUACAAAACAUCAGCAGCAGCACUAGCAACGGACAAGCUGAUAACAAAUCAAAACAUUACCACUCUGAUAAAUCCAACCAAUCUAAGGAUAAGCACAAGAGACAUGCUACCAGCUCACAAUCAUCGAGGCAUCACUACAGCAGCAGCCACAGCACUCACAAUAAGAGUUCGUCGUCUUCCUCAUCUGCUUACAAGAAACACGAACCAAGCGACCAAAGAUCUGAACAUGACAAACAGAAAAGGCCGUAUGAUUCUCAUGUGGACAGAAAUUCUCUCUCACACAAUAAUAAAUCAUCGCGCGAUUCAAGCAGCAAAGAUAAGUCGCGGGAGGUGAGUAAUGGGGAAAAAUCUCGCGAUUCAAGCAGCAAAGAUAAGUCGCGAGAAGUGAGUAAUGGGGAAAAAUCUCGCGAUUCUAGAGACAAAAUCCGUGAAUCGAACGACAAGGACAAAUCAUCGCGUGACUCUCAUGACAAGAAGCCUUUUUGUCACAAGUGUUACAAGAGAUCAAAGAAUAAGAAGGCUAGUAUUGGUGUGCAGUGCAGGAGGGACAAAAGCUUGGCAAAAUACGUCACUCAUCAACGCAGUUCUGACAGUGACAGCAAGAAAGAGAAGAUUUUUCAACAGCUGAAGCAUUACACCAGUAAGCUGCCGAAACCCAUGCCCAAGUCUGAGUUUGGUCUUGAAGAAUUGAAGUAUGGCAAGUACAUCAGUAUUGAAACCUAUCCCAACGGCGGUGCUUCAGUUGUUCACAUGUAUCAAGAUGAGAUUCAGUCAUUGUCCACUCAAGAAAUGGAUGAGUUAGCGUCUGAGUAUUUCAAGGUUGUUUUUGCCGAGGAUGAGAGAGGAUUCGCUCACCAUGUUAUGGGCAUUGUACAUGACUCAGCUAAAUAUCUUCCUGAUUUGUUGGAUUAUAUGGCAGAGCAUUAUCCAACUCUCACUGUCAAGAAUGGCAUACUUGGUAGAAACUCCGAUAUAGAAACUACCAUCAUGGCAAACUACAAAGAACAGGUAUACAAAACUUGCUGCCAUGGUACCGUACGACACGGUCCUUUACAUCAGAUAAGUCUUGUUGGAACAGUCCACGAGGAAGUUGGAGGCUAUUUCCCUGACCUUCUUGCGAGGCUAGAAGCCAACCCUUUCCUCAGAAUGACUAUGCCGUGGGGUCCGCUUUCCGUUGUUCAGAUGGAAACACCACAGGAAUCCAACGAUGGUCCCAUUCUUUGGAUCCGACCUGGAGAACAGUUGGUUCCCACAGCUGACAUGAAUAAAUCACCCUACAAGAGAAGAAGAACUGGGAUCAAUGAGCUUCGAAACCUUCAGUAUUUACCUCGUUUGUCUGAAGCUAGAGAAUACAUGUUUGAGGACCGAACUAAAGCUCACGCUGAUCAUGUUGGUCAUGGCUUGGAUCGCAUGACCACUGCAGCUGUUGGUGUUCUGAAAGCUGUGAAUGGUGGUAAAGAGUAUGAUUUCAAUCGAAUCACAAAGGAUGUGGUGGCGUUCUAUGCUGCCGAUUUUUUCGAACUUGUUGAAAAAUUGCAACUUGAUCUCCACGAACCUCCAAUCUCACAGUGUGUCCAAUGGAUCGAGGAUGCAAAAUUAAAUCAGCUGAGGAGAGAGGGAAUCAAGUACGCUCGAAUUCAACUUUGUGACAACGAUAUCUACUUCUUACCUCGCAAUAUCAUUCAUCAGUUCAGGACAGUCUCAGCUGUUACAAGCAUAGCAUGGCACGUGCGGCUGAAAAUGUACUAUCAAGAAGAUCAUCAACACCUACGGAAUCUUUCCCGCGUGGUUCCAACAGCAACUGUACAGCAUUUGUACAAAGAAAAAAAGCCAAUUAUGCCUGGUUCGCCUGUCACUCUAUCUGACAACAAACGAAGAAUCAGGAAGAACAGUGACGUGGAUAGUCCGAGAGAGAAGAAACGGAUGAAGUCGGAAGAAAGAUCGACCGACUACGCUGCAACUGAAAAAUCAAGUGAAACAGCUCUUUUGGUUCAAGACAAAGAACUGAAGCCGGAAAAGAAUGAAGACAAGCAGGUAGGAGUGCUUACUGAAAUGAAAUUUGAUACUUAUCACUUUCAGAAAAUGCAAGCUGAUGUCAAAGUUGAAGAUAUUAGCUGCGCUUCUCCCACUCAAGAUGAGCUCAAUAAUGUACAAAUUGUUGAAGACAUCAAAAUCGAAAAUAUAGGACAGAUGUUUGUGGAAGAUGAGUGUAUCCGCUUACAAACAAGGUUGCCUAUAAUUAAAGAGGAAGAGGGUGUUCUGAUUGAAGUGAAGGAUAACGUUGCAGCUGCUGCCAAAGAGGAAACUCAGUCUACUCUUUAAAUUUUAGCUAUUUCAUUAUGUUAAUUAUUUUGUUGUAUUGGUGUAAAAAUCUAAUUUUCUAUUUUUUAUAUGUUCUUGUAUAUUAUUGUUCUUGUGUAGUUAUGUUUUGUACAAUAUUAGUUUUCUAUUAUAUAGCCUAGAUUAUUUUUGCGAUAGAACUAACUAUAAAACAACUGUUCAGCAGAAAGCUCUUAUAACCUCCAAAUGAAUCGUCGAUUUUCAUGUUUACUCAAAUAAUUGGCUUGAUAACACGUAUGUAUCACCAUUUUGUUUGGCUUUAUCAGAUACAAUAUUCAAUGAAGGUUAAAUGUUAGAUAAUCAGAAUCAGAAGCUAAACCCUAUGGUGAAACAGCUGUCUCAUAGAGCUGUUUGGAAGUGAUCUUUCCAUAUUUCUAGUAAACAUAAAAAUUUGGAUCAGUGAAAAACGGAUGAGCCAUAUUUAAUGUCUGAACGAGACUACAAUGCAAUUAAUAUUGAAAUAUUCUAACUUGAAAUACGAAGAUUAAUCCUUUAUAAAGAGGAUGAUUAGCUUAGCUUAAUAUUGUUGGAAAGCUGUGAGAAUGAAACAAGCUUUGAAUUAGUUUCAUAUUAUUGAAUUCUGUUUUAUUUUCAAGAAUAACGUUUUUCCACACACUAGCUUUAUAGCAAUGAAGAAAUGAAUAUAAAUUAUGAUAAUUACUAGUUCUAAGGUACACUAUGGAUUCUAAGAAAAAUAUUACUAGUUCAAUUCAAAAUACUUAUUAGUUAGUUUUACUUUCUAUUUAUUAAUUACUAAUCAAUAAUGUGAAUUAGUAUUUUUAAAGUAUUCUGUGAAUUUCUCAAAGAUAAAUAAUUGAUCAACAAAUAAUAUUGCUUUAAACUUCUAAUUCACAUAAAGAUUACUUACUUUAUUAGAUUAUUCAUUAUGAAUCACAUCACAGAUCAUUAGAUCAUUGAUUAAAAAUCACUGUAAACAAUUAUAUUAGGUCAUGAAAUGAUUAUUUUUGUGACAUAUAUCAAUUAAUAUUCCAAGAUUAAGAUUGAGCAUUCUUUUACUGAAAAUUGAGAAUUUAUUAAUUAGUUAUUUUACUUGUCAAUUAAUCUAUUGCUGGUCAAUCAUGAAAAUAAGAAUUAUUUAUUUAUUUAUUGGAUAGAGCAAACAAAUACAAUAUUAUAUGGAGUAUUUGCAUGUUUUAUUUAAAAUUACUCAAUAUCAUUCUGAUAAACCAUGAAAAUAUGAAGUAUGUGGAGUCUUUGUUUCUUAAAAAAAAAUUAAUAGAAUAGAUACCUGCGGUAAAUCAUGAAUAUGAAUUUUUCAAUUAUUUAUUUAUUAGAUAGAGCAAACAAAUGCAAUGAUAUGUGAAGUCUGUGUUUUUUUUUAAAUACUCGAUAUUAGAAUAAAUACCUGCUGGUCAAUCAUUAAUAUUUGAAUGAUUUAUUUUUCAUUUAUUGGAUAGAACAAAAUAAAAUAUUUUGUGGUGUCUUUGAAUGGUUUCACUGAAAAUUUACUCAAUACCAGAAUAAAUGCCUGCUGGUCAACCAUGAAUUAUUAUUUAUUGGAUAAAGCAAACAGAUACAAUAUUAUGUGGAUUCUUUGUAUGCUCCAUUGAAACUUUACCCAAUAUCAGAAUAAAUAAUGUCUAUAUGUCUAUUUUAAAUACUUAAUUUUUUUUAAAUACUUAUAAAAAUGAAACACUAGUGUGUGUAAAUUCAUUUAAAAUUAUGUAUCUAUUUGUUAUGUAACUUUUCCUUUAUAUGAAUGAGAGUAAUUUAUUUUGAUCUGUGAUCUGUCUGUCAUACCAGAUAAGUUUCUGUUCUAAUUACCAUAACUAUGAUAUUGAUUUUCUGUUCUAAUUACCAAAACUAUGAUAUUGAUUUUUUGUUCCAAUUACCAUAACUAUGAUAUUGAUUUUUUACUUAUUUCAAUUAUUUAUUUAUCACUGAUUAUUUUAAUUAUUUAUUUAUUCAUCACAGAUUUUUCGAAGAAAAUAAGAAUUAUACAGCGUGUACUUUCAUAUUCUCAGCAAUAAAUCAAAACCUAUCUCACAACAUCACAAGUCAUGAUAUUUCUUUAUUGAUUUAAGAUUCUAUAUCAUGUCGAACAUAAUUAUUUAGUUUCCUUAUCUAAGUAUGAAAUUAAGACCUCUUAAAUUAUUCCACAUUAUUCUAUUAAAUAGUCUUAAAGAUUAAUAUUUGAUUUGAUAUUUGAUUAUUUUAUCGUAUUAUUUUAUUUUAUUAUAUUUGUAAUUAUUAAUAUUUAAUAAUUUCAAAUUAUUAAACGUAGUCAUGAAAAAUAAACAAUCCAAUGUAUCAAUGUUAUCAAUUUAUUUCAAUAACGAUAUUACGUUUGUAACUGUGGUGCAGUUAAAUUGACUCUCAAAACAGACUUCUGUGUUAUAAACAUAAUUUUUUACUAUCAGUGUUAUAUUUUCAUUCUCCAGAAUAGGGGGUUCUAAUAAUGUGUUCCCUUGUAUAAGCUGAGCUUUCUGUUCGGUCAUGAUAAUUAUUGUUAAUUUUAUUUUUUAUUAUUUAUAAUUUGGUGAUCGAUUCUAUGAAUUAGUAUUAUUUGGAGUCAACUCGGUAUUCUCUCUGUAUUAUACAUAUUAUUUCUUUUAUAUUUGCCACAUUUCGGAGUAGAUUUUGGAAAAUACUUGUUAAAACCGAAUCAAGUGAAAGUAUCUGUCUCAGCCUGGAUUACAUUAAAACCAUUAGUAUAAUGUAUUUAUAUACAUUAUUUCUUGUAUAGAUGAUAGAAAUUAUAAAAUUGAUAGAUAUCACAUUUGUGACUAGAAUCAACUGUGCUAUAGCUACAUUUUCUACAUCUGGUCUCGAACCUGAAGAUCAUUAAAUGAACUGAUAAACCUGCUAUGAGCAAAAUGCACAAUCUCUAUCUUUGAUAGAUGUGGCUCACUCACUUCAAACGAUUUCUUAAAAUAAUAGUAAUAUUAUUAGGUGAUUCAAGUCUCUGUUAUUCAGUUCCUAUUACAUGUUGUAGUGUAUACAGUUGUACACUCUCAAUUAUUAAGGAAUACUCAAAAUAUGAAAGUGUCAGAUAGAUCAAAUAAAAGAUUAUAAUAAAUAUAUACCAUAAUAUAUUAGUGAUUCAGAUUAUAAAAUGAUGAAAGCAAUAUAGUGCAGAAGUAAUAAGUGAACUUUUAAUAAUAAUUUAUAGGCUUCCGUUAUCAUUAAGUUUGUGUAAUCCAGAUCCCUUACCUGUUUCCGUUGUUUUUUGUUUGUAAUUUUUAUUCAUAAUUUCCAAUAGAAGCUUCUGAAAUUCUCUCACGGAUAUUUCUGAUAGGCGAAAUUUUCCUUGAAUAGUAUUCUGCUUCAAUUUCCAAAUAUUUAGCCAACAGUCAAAAAUAUAAUUAUUAGCAUUUCCCUGUCAGUUUAUUCUGAUUUUAUUUCACUUCCAGUUCCAGAAUAAUUUAUUUUUGCAUAUCACUCACGUCUAAUUGAAUGCUCUAAAUAGAUCUGACAAAAUAUUUCAAGAAAAUAUAGCUAUCAGGAUUUUAAUCGUGAAGUUUUAUUAACGGAUUGUUGCUAUUUACUAAAAAAACCUAUUUACUAAAUGAAAGAAAACCGAACGUUUCAAAGAAAAUUAAUAGAUGACUUUCUUUUCGGAUUAGCAUAGAGAAUGCAGUUAAUGACAUUAUCGUGCAGUAUGUGUGAACUCAUUAUCCCCAACAUGAGUAUUCUAUUUCCGUAAAUGUUUUUGUUGAGUUGGAGUAUAUUAUGAACUGCAUGUUUAUUUUACUGUUUUCUUCCUGUCAUUAAAUACUGUUUUCUAUAACGUAGUAUGUUCUAAACUCAUUAUACUGUAUUGAUGCCUUAAUAUAGAUUACAUGCAUUUCAAUAUCGCCUUUAUCAUUCACAUUUUUCUGACUAAAACUUUUGUUGUAUUAUAAUAUAUACUUUAAAUUUUGUUGGACUAUUAAGAUUUAUCUACUCUAUCAAACUAACAUAGAAUAAAAUUGUAUAGAUCUCGAGGAAUAAGUAAAAAAGUGAUUCUGUAAAUUAGAUUGAUAUAGUUUGUUUGUUUAUAUCUGUUUCUGUAGUAGAAUUUGAUGAAAGGCACAGGUUAUAGGUGCCUUUGAAAUUGACCAUUAAAUAAUAGUAAUAAAGUAUUUCACCUUUGA
Messenger RNA from Nilaparvata lugens (brown planthopper), 7503 nucleotides. Its product is annotated as lysine-specific demethylase RSBN1L. The coding region runs from base 224 to 3388 and encodes 1054 amino acids. The record is from RefSeq and is a predicted model, not a curated record. Gene Ontology annotation, cellular component: nucleus. The transcript has 10 exons. NCBI's taxonomy places the organism in Eukaryota, Metazoa, Arthropoda, Insecta, Hemiptera, Delphacidae.